UAGCAGUCACCACCCCCUGCGAGCGCCAGAGCCCAGCCAGCCGCGCGGAGGCUGCGGAGCCUGUGGUCGUGGAGCUGGCCCUGCGGGGCCCCGGGGGGGAGGGGGAGCCGCAAAGCCCCCGCUGAGGCCGCCGUUGCCGGGCCUCUCCUCCCCCCCGGGCCGGCGCCAUGCGGGGGGGCCCGGGAGACGCGGAGCGGCGGCAGCGCUGGGGUCGCCUCUUCGAGGAGCUGGACAGUAACAAGGAUGGGCGCGUGGACGUGCACGAGUUGCGCCGGGGACUGGCGAGGCUGGGCGGGGGCGACCCAGACCGCGGUGCCCAACAGGGCAUCUCUCCUGAGGAUGGCGCUGACCCAGAUGGCGGGCUGGACCUGGAAGAGUUUUCCCGUUAUCUGCAGGAGCGAGAACAGCGCCUGCUGCUCAUGUUUCACAGUCUUGACCGGAACCAGGACGGUCAUAUUGACGUCUCUGAGAUCCAGCAGAGCUUCCAAGCUCUGGGCAUUUCCAUCUCGCUGGAGCAGGCAGAGAAAAUUCUGCACAGCAUGGACCGCGACGGCACAAUGACCAUCGACUGGCAGGAAUGGCGCGAUCACUUCCUGUUGCAUUCGCUGGAAAACGUGGAGGAUGUGCUCUAUUUCUGGAAGCAUUCCACGGUCCUGGACAUUGGGGAAAGCCUGACUGUGCCAGACGAGUUCUCAAAGCAGGAGAAGCUGACGGGCAUGUGGUGGAGGCAGCUGGUGGCUGGCGCAGUGGCGGGCGCUGUGUCACGGACCGGCACGGCCCCUCUGGACCGCCUCAAGGUCUUCAUGCAGGUCCAUGCCUCCAAGACCAACCGGCUAAACGUCCUGGGGGGCCUUCGGAGCAUGGUCCGCGAGGGGGGCAUCCGCUCCCUGUGGCGCGGCAAUGGUAUUAACGUACUCAAAAUCGCGCCUGAAUCAGCUAUCAAGUUCAUGGCCUAUGAGCAGAUCAAGCGGGCUAUCCUGGGGCAUCAGGAGACAUUGCGUGUGCAGGAACGCUUUGUGGCUGGUUCCCUGGCCGGUGCCACGGCCCAAACCAUCAUUUACCCCAUGGAGGUGCUGAAGACGCGGCUGACCCUGCGCCGGACAGGCCAGUACAAGGGGCUUCUGGACUGUGCCAGACGCAUCCUGGAGCGCGAAGGGCCCCGCGCCUUCUACCGUGGCUACCUGCCCAACAUGCUGGGCAUCAUCCCCUACGCGGGCAUCGACCUGGCCGUCUACGAGACCCUGAAGAACUGGUGGCUCCAGCAAUACAGCCACGACUCGGCAGACCCAGGCAUCCUCGUGCUCCUGGCCUGCGGUACCAUCUCCAGCACCUGCGGCCAGAUAGCCAGUUAUCCCCUGGCGCUGGUCCGGACCCGCAUGCAGGCCCAAGCCUCCGUCGAGAGCGGCCCCCAGGUGUCCAUGCUGGGUCUGCUCCGUCACAUCCUGUCCCAGGAGGGCGUGCGGGGCCUCUACCGGGGCAUUGCCCCCAACUUCAUGAAGGUUAUUCCAGCUGUGAGCAUCUCCUAUGUGGUCUACGAGAACAUGAAGCAGGCCUUGGGGGUCACAUCCAGGUGAGGGACCCGGAGCCCGGCCCCCACCCCGCGACCCCUCACCCAGGUCGUGACGUCCCCCACACCUCCAGCUGAUGACCCAACCACUGGAUCCCGAUGCUCCGACUCUAGAUCCCAGAUCCCCUGAACGGUAACCUCAACUGUGGGUCCUGCACUUUGGCAACCUGAGUCCGACACCCAAACCACCAGAUCCCAGAUUACACCCCGGCCCUUAAUCCCUACCCCCCCCAGAUCACUGGAUCCUGCACCCCCACACCCCCAAGGUGGAUCCCACGUGUCCCUGUCCCGCCCACUGUGUCCUUGACCUCCGUGUCUUAACCCCUGGAUCCCACUUAACUCAGCGAACGGGUCCCGAUACCCCGACCACAGGAGCACAUGUCACCCCCGCCUGUACCUCAGCACCCAGAUCCCAGCUCCCUCGGGCACCAGAUCCGGUGUCCUCGCGCUGCCCCGGAUCCCAGAUCCCCCAACCCCAGAUCUGCAUGCCUCAAGCCCCGGCUCUCCAAGCUCAGCCACCGGAUUCCGGACAUCAGGAAACCUCAGCCACCCAAUCCUGCCAGUGCAAUGCGAGAUCCGGGGGCCCCCACCACUAGAUCCCAGAUCCUCUUGCCCCAGCCACUGGAUCCCUAAAUUUCAAGCUCCGCACCCUCAGCCCCCAACCACGGGGUCCCAGAUUCCCAAGUCCCUGACCCGCUGGAUUCUGGCUCCUAAAACAAACGCAGAAGCCCAACAGCAUAACAAUCUGCAGCCAGUGGAUUCCAGAUUCUGGAACCCAAAUCCUUCCGCCCCGCGUCACUGGAUGCUGGAACCUCAUACACAGAAGGCAGACCCUGGCACUGGGUCCCGCCCUUGGUUCCUGGUUGCUCAUCUGCAUACUCCGGGCGCUGGGUUCCGAGUGGUCAGGCUCCCUAAUCUAGAUCCCAACAGCCCAAUCUCAGCCUCCUGGGUCCCACACAGCCUCAUCCCAGACACACCCAGAGCCCGGUGCCCACGACAUGAGACUGCGUGGUCUAGGGACCUGCAGGGAAGCCCGGAUCCCACCUGCCCCACAGCUCCGGAAAACCUAGAGCAUUUGUCCCAAGUCUUGGUAUGGGACAUCGCCAGGAAGCAGGGGAAGGGGUGCCUCUCCCACGACCUGCGUGAUCCUGGGUCCUCCCGCACCUCCCAGCCCUGCGGGGAAUCUGUUCCCUGAAACCACGUCCAUUCCCACCCCACCCCACCCCCUGUGGCGUCUUCCAUCCCCUUCCCACUUUAUAGGCUCAUAACCCCCAGGGCCCGAGUCCCUUUGGAGGAUCCAGCCGCUCAUGCUUGGGGGCUUCACGAGUGGGAAGCCAGGAGCAAAUCUGCAUAGCCCACCCUUCCCUAAACCCAAGCAUCCAAAUUAUGCAAAAACAAACAAAAAAAGAGCCAAAUCCCAAAACUCAUUCCGGGUAUAUUUUUGUAGCAGAAAGAGGAACAAAGCCUCCCUCCCCCUCCAACCCA
Propithecus coquereli (Coquerel's sifaka) is the source of this 3052-nucleotide messenger RNA. RefSeq names its product solute carrier family 25 (mitochondrial carrier; phosphate carrier), member 23 (gene SLC25A23). NCBI's taxonomy places the organism in Eukaryota, Metazoa, Chordata, Mammalia, Primates, Indriidae. The record is from RefSeq and is a predicted model, not a curated record. Gene Ontology annotation, molecular function: ATP transmembrane transporter activity; calcium ion binding. Gene Ontology annotation, biological process: transmembrane transport. The transcript has 10 exons. The coding region runs from base 168 to 1574 and encodes 468 amino acids.